AUGGCAUACUUCACUCACUCACAACCUGCAAUCACAAUCUCCAAGGGGCUUACCUGGGAGCAAGCUGUCACUUCACUAGCACGACACAAUUUCAAUGUUGCUCGUGCUGCAGAUGCAUACUUCUCUGGAGAGGUGAAUGUGGAGGUCAAGAAUACGACUUGUGUUGAGGACAUGGAUGUACACAAAGAGCAAGUCAAUUUUUCACAAGACCCAGCUUCGGAAGCGUCAUGGCAGACUAUCCCUGAACCUCAACCAGCGACAUGGAAUGAUAAUGGAAACAAGGAGAUGACACCGCCACCGGAUUCAUCAAGCACGACACCUUGGACGGAUCCAUUCGACCCCUCUAAACGUAUGGCUAUCGAUGAUUCAUGUAUUGGCCUUGCUCCUGUGUAUUAUGGUUUACCUUAUCUACCGGCAUUUGUACAAGUGCUCUUCCACAUCCCUGUGAUCCAUCAAGCUAUUUUAUCAUUUCAACCCACAACGUAUGACUGGGGAUCUCCAAGAUACUAUUGGUGUGGCGAAAGUGACCAGAUACCAACAUACCCACCCAUUACAUCACAAUCGUCGUCAGCAACACCACCCCCAUCACCGCUUAUCGACCUUGGCGACGAUGAUGCAUCGGAUCUGACAACAGCCAACGACAUGCACCACCACAACAACAGCUUGCCAAAAAGUAGUUUGGCGCUUUGUGAAUUACAAAAGCUAUUCGGAUUUCUCUCAUUUUCAAAUCGAGGAUAUGGCAGCGUCAAACAACUCAUGCAAGCUUUGGAACGAGAAUCGAUUGCAUGCUUGACCCCAACCAUGGAUAACGACGUCGAUGAUUUUCUGGAAAAGUUGCUUCUAUAUCUUGUAAAAAUGGAGGAUCACCGAGCCAAUACUUCCAAGCCAUCAAUGACCUUGACAAGCCUAUUCCAAAGCACAAUGCUUGAUGUGCUGGGCGACGUGAUGAAGAACAAUGGAACAUAUCAUCUUACGCUGGAAGUGGAUGGGAAUAUGAGCACUUUUCAUACGGGAUUUGCGUGUCUUGGAUGUCGUCAAGGACUUUUGGAUUAUAUGGAGGCUGAUGCACAAGAGCUUGAUGAUGCACAACACGAUCCGUUCUUGACGUUUGACAAGCUUCCCCGUAUCCUGAUUGCUACCAUACACCAUAAAGCAAGUACAUCUUCUUCGUCUCGCUAUUGCCUUGACAAGACCAUCUACUUGGAUCGAUAUCUGACAGAGAACAAGAACGAGCUAAUGAAGCGUUGUGCACAAGCCCGACAAUGGCGACGAGAAAUACAGGAGGUUGAGAAAGCAAUUGACAGUAUAAAGAAUAUUUCGGUGAAUGACAGAAGCAUGGAAGCACAAGUCUAUGAUCGCUGCGACAUUCUUAGCAUGGCACUAUCCUAUGUAAAGGAGAAGCGACCGGAUCACGCUGCAAUCGGAUCACUUAUGACUAUGCAUGAUGCUAUCCAAUCCCAUAUCGGCAAGCAAACCACUGAUGUUAACCAAAAAAUAUCGAUGCUUCGCCACAAGAUUGCCAGUAUACUCAAGGACGACAACUUUAAGAUGAAACCCUACGGCUUACAGUCUGUGGUGUAUCGUGAGAGAGGUGAUGAUCAUGAGCGAUAUUGGUGUCAUAUAUGGGUGCGCAAGGAUAAGGACAAAGGAGGUCAAUGGUAUCGAUUCAGCGAGGGCGACGUUUCUAAAGUGACGGAGGCCGAGGUGCUUGCAGAAGAAAGACUUCCAUUCGCUGUCACCUAUAUGGAUUGCUCAGUACCAAAAUUGUCACAAUCGGAAGCAAGAGGAUGUAUACCCGAAAGUCUAAAGGACUUCAUUCGCAUGGACAACGAUGACUUUGAGGAAGAAGUUCGAGCUUAUGCAGCCAUGAACAAUCAAGAUACCAAUCACCACAAUGAUUCUUCAAGUGGAUUCCCAGACGAAGAUACCGACGCAUCCAGCAUAUUAUCCAUGUCAUCCGAACCUCCCUCACCUCGACCUGGUAUUCGCAACAACCCUGCUGCAAUGGAAAAGUUGAGGACCACUAUUAGCAUCUUGAUGACUGCUGGUACCGAAUUUUUGGCGUAUGAUCCCAAGAUAUGCAAAGGAUUUGAAUACUUUCUUGCAAUCCUUCAAUCAUCCGAAGCAUUGGAAAUCUUUCUCUCGCAUUACACAAGUGACCACAAUGGGAUAUCAGUGGUGCAUGAACAAGAAUCUAGAUACGAUCCCAAUCUAUCAGCAUUGUGGAGACAAUAUGAUAUCUUUGCAGGUCUCGCCCAAGCCAUGACAGAAGCUCUCACUUGUUUUGUGAAAAGAAGCUAUGGCGACGCUCUUAACAGGCUGAUACAAGUGAAACAAAAGGAAGAGAACUGGAAAGCACAGCUGCAGGAUGGUGAAUCGGCUGAUGUUGGCGACACCUUCCCCAUGUUACAAUUUCUCGGCUUCAAUGUUGUUGUGAGUAAAUAUGGCAAGGCUUGCUUGAAGAUCAUGGAUGAUAUUGCAUUCAACAUGGUAUCGGAGCCUAUAUAUCGAGGGCAAGGAUUGCAGGACGCGAUAGACAUUGCACACAAGGCACAAUUGGUUGUGGGAGUGGAUCGCAUGGAGAAGGAUAAGACUUUCAUACGCAUGAGACAUCGAUGGAUCGAAUUCAGCUUGUCAUCUUCGCCUGCUCGUACGUGUUUAGGACCACAACAAAGUGAGCUGCUGGACACACUCGUCACUGCCUAUUUGGAUGUCGGCACCGCAUUAUCAAUACCAUCCCCUUUUCAAGCUUCAUCGGCAUUCACAGCUCGCAACCUUCCUCCAUCAGCAUCAGAUCGUCCUCUUUCAAAAAGAUACGAGGAAUCGUUGAUCGAAGCAGCAACUCAUUUGCGUCAACUGAAGAAAAAUUGGGAUGAAGCAGAAAAGAGUCCUCUUGUUAGACAAUGA
This is a messenger RNA of Lichtheimia ornata, 2907 nucleotides long. RefSeq lists its product as uncharacterized. Gene Ontology annotation, molecular function: cysteine-type deubiquitinase activity. Gene Ontology annotation, biological process: protein deubiquitination. Gene Ontology annotation, cellular component: cytosol; nucleus. Lineage: Eukaryota; Fungi; Mucoromycota; Mucoromycetes; Mucorales; Lichtheimiaceae. Bases 1 to 2907 code for a protein of 968 amino acids. The transcript is spliced from 14 exons. The record is from RefSeq and is a predicted model, not a curated record.